AUAUGCAUUUUUCGUAUCAGUUGCGAAUCCAUUUAAGCGGAAACAUGUCCACUGAUUGACAAUGGGGAACUAUCAUGCUGCGCAGAGUGCUGCUCAUAUUUGCAACGACGUUGUACUCAUCGAUUGCCCAACAUUCACCAGACCUGCAAAAUCUGGACAGCGACGUAAUAGCAGCAAACAAAGCGAUCCGCUACCAAUUCCCAUACCAAGUAUCAAUACAGAGAAAGAUCGCGAACUCAGAGUACAUCCACAUCUGCAGUGGUGCCAUUCUGUCUUUGACAUGGGUCACCACCACAGCCUACUGUGUAACACCACCAGAAAACCAUUUUCGCGUAGUGACCGGGUUGCUGUACCGACACGCGUUUGAUAUCGAUGUCCAAGUGAUGGAGGUGGAUGUGAUCGUCAUUCAUCCUGAUUACAAAGGGGGGAUAUCAGGUGGCGACCUUGCACUGCUGCAAUUACGCUCAUGGCUCGGUUUUACAAAAUCCGUUCAGCCCAUCCCUCUCAGCUAUGAGGAAGACACAUGGGGCGCGGCCAUGCUGUCCAGCUGGAAGGUGCAGACUCGACUCUUUAAGUCAUACUCGUUCAAGGGACUGUACUACAUGAUCGUCUACACUUUAUCGGAGGAAGAGUGCAAGAACGCGCUGAGCGACAAAUACAAUUUGAGUACAAAAGUUUUAUGCACCGAAAAGAUGGAGGACGGGCUCUUCUGCCCUGGAGAAAGUGGAUCGCCUCUAGUUUCCAACGGGUAUCUCAUCGGGCUAACAUCGUGGGGCUUUCUGCCAUGCGGCAUCACCGUCUAUACAAAAAUAAGUUACUUCCUCGAUUUCAUUAUGAUGUACGUUAAAGAUUUAUAGAUUACUUGAACUAAAUAAUACAGUAGUCCAUUGUUUACGAAAUGUCGAAGGUUAUCUGUUACACAAAAAUCGUUUAUUAACUCAUUCUUCGAAUAUUCGGAGAAGUUUGAAAAUGUUUUUGAAAGUGGCUUGCGUAUUUUUCACGUUUGCAUUGCUGUCGGAAGCGGGAAAAGGGAAGCCUGUCAAGCUUACAGUGCAAGAAGUUGAAGGUUUCACUUCCAAAAUGCAGGUCAUUGCAAUAGAGCUGCUGAGAGAGGCUAUUGACAAUGGUAUUGCAAAUCCGUGCGAAGUGUUGAGCGAUUUUUUUGUGCAUGAGUAUGGCCCAGAGGAAUGGAACUGUGUCGACUACAACGGAUAUAAGAUUUAUUCGAAGAAAAAGAUUGUAAUUAACGCUGGAUUCAAAAGUUAUCUUUUGUUUUCUUAAGUUUUGUUAAUUGAUUUUUUUUUAAAAGGGUAGUUUCAUUUAAUUUGUAUGCAAUAAUAAAUCAUUAUUCUUCUUUUAAA
Messenger RNA from Photinus pyralis (common eastern firefly), 1361 nucleotides. RefSeq names its product kallikrein 1-related peptidase b9-like. Gene Ontology annotation, molecular function: serine-type endopeptidase activity. Gene Ontology annotation, biological process: proteolysis. NCBI's taxonomy places the organism in Eukaryota, Metazoa, Arthropoda, Insecta, Coleoptera, Lampyridae. The record is from RefSeq and is a predicted model, not a curated record. The transcript has 4 exons. The coding region runs from base 75 to 857 and encodes 260 amino acids.